AUGACUUGGAAGGAGUUGGCUGAAGCUGAUGAUCUUGCUUCCGCUCUCACCGUUGACCCUUAUCUUGGAUUCACUACCCAUAAAAUGACUGACAUGAAGCUAAGGAUUCCAGAUAGAAUUAAAAGGAAGUUUCGUGAUAUUAUAUGCAACUUUCAGAAGCAUAAAUGUUAUGAUGCUGCCUAUAAUCAGUUGAUAGCCGAUCCAAAUAUUGUAAAACGUCCUUGGAGUGUUGAUCCUCGGUUCAAAGAGCAUGUCAAUCGUUAUCUUUUAUUGUUUGAUGAUCGUUCUGGCAUCGAAAUUCGACCGUGUUGGCGCUAUGCAUCGGAAAACCAUAUGGGUGCUGCAAUUUUCGCAACAAGAGAUUGGGCCAAAGGAUCACGUAUCAGUACCUUGGUGGGAUGUAUUGCUGAACUUAAACAUCACGAAGAAGCUGCAUUUCUGAAGCAUCACAAAAAUGAUUUUUCGGUUAUGUAUUCUUCUAGGAAAAAUUGCUCUCAGUUGUGGUUGGGUCCCGCUGCCUACGUUAAUCAUGAUUGUCAUCCAAACUGUGAGUUCACAAUUAACUGUGAUGUUGACGCUCGUAUGAGUUUGGAAGCAAAAACGGAUAUAAAAUGUGGUGAUGAAAUUUUUAUCUAUUAUGGUACUCACUUUUUUGAUACAAAUAAUAGAGCUUGUGAGUGUUUUACCUGCGAGUUAUUGGGGCGCGGUUAUUUUAGUAAAUUUACACAAACGAUUGACAGUUCCACUGUUUCCAAUCAAAAACUGAUUCCAAAUAUUGUGAAUGGUCAAGAAAACUAUACCAGAAAUAUAGCGUCGUAUCACAAUGCCCGUUACAAUCCUAAUGUUCGUAGUCAUGUUCUUCUUGAUAAGAUGAACUUAUUACCAGAUAAUACUCUGUCUGCAUGUAAUGAUGCACAAAAUGCUAAGCAAUUAUCUUGGGAUUUUUUCCUAGAAAAGGGAUCUUCUACUGGUUUAGCUUGUAAAGCAUUACCUAAUGCCUACGCCUUACGCCAUACUGGAUCUCGUCUAAACCGCGUUAAAGCUCGAUUAUUUGCUGCAAAAGUAGCUUCUAUAAACAGAUCCUUUGGUGUGAACAGUCAAGAAAACAGAAAGCCAAAAAUCAAGUCUUCUUACAAGAAGUGCAAAUUAAGAAUGACAAUUUCAAAUAUCAUUCCCUCUUUAAAAAGAAACAAGUCAAAAUCAAAUCCCCACGCCAUUGGUAAAAAAAAACUAAUGAAAUCUGUCGCUGCCGUAAAAAGCCGACAAAUAUUGUCUGACACUCAAGCAAAGGACAAUUUUACUUCGAGAAGAAAUAUCGGUAACCUGUCUGAUCACAGUAUAGUUUGUGAUGGUAUAUCAUGGCAAGAAUCCGAUGGGACAAGUAGUGGAUUAGGGCGGAGUGUUAACAAUGAUAGUAGUGGCUCCAAUAGUCCAUUACCACCAGAUUUGGAUCGGAUGUCAUCGACUUCACCAAACAAUUCAUUCAGUGAAACGAUUGUUGUUACACCUGAUCUUAAAUCAUCUUACUAUCUUGAAUCACUAGUUCAAAAGUGCACUGACAAUCGGAAUAUGAAACGAAAACCAUGUAGUAUUAGUGCUGAGUCUUCUAUACCAGUCAUCAGUCCAUUACGAAUUACAGCUGAAAAUGAACUAACAAAGAAUGUGGAACCUAUUUUGGGACGACUUAUGCAUGAAACAAAGUGUAGUAGUGAUUUAAAAAACCCAUUAACUACUAAUUAUAUAUUUAAUCAAUCUACUACUUCUGAACACAGUCGAAGACGUUUAACAAAUUAUGAUGCUCGUUUGAUAGCCGAGGCCAGUUUGCUCACUCCGGUAUCCAAACAAAGGCAACGUAAACCGCCAAGUUAUCCAGAUUCUGUAGAGUAUGUUUCAUUUAAAAAUACGGUGAGAUCUAAAACAAGAUCAAUAAAGUGUGGAAAUAAAGAUGAACUUUUGAAUGACAAGUCACAAAAUAACAACGACCAUGAUGUUGAAGAUGCAAAUGACGAUUCUAAAAGUUUUUAUACUAAGUACAACCCACAAUUAGAGUUAUCUUUUGUGGAGAAUAAAUAUGUUGCGGCUUCAGGAACACAGUAUUAUGCGAUGCCGGACCAAUGUACAGAUAUUGAGUCUUUUUCUGAGGAGCUGAUACCCCCAUUACUAACCAGUCCUUCGAAACUUCAUACAACGUCAUCAUUUACUUUGUCAGAUAGUUCUCAUGAUGUGGGUCCUCCCUCCAUAUAUUCCACAGCUGAAGCAGAUGAUAGAAGUGAACUCAUUUCGAUUGAUUCUGAACUCACUGA
Messenger RNA from Schistosoma intercalatum, 2303 nucleotides. NCBI's taxonomy places the organism in Eukaryota, Metazoa, Platyhelminthes, Trematoda, Strigeidida, Schistosomatidae. The record is from the annotation of a GenBank genome assembly.